GUGACUUAUGUAACAAAUUCAACUAAUCAGAGUUGGUUUAGGAAAACUAAGAAGGUUACCAUGGUUGAAAUCUCAGAAGAUGAUUCUGCUUCUAAUCUUCCAAUUAUACAUGGAGUGGCAUCACAAAUGGGACCUCCCCCUCCACGUCCACCGCGUUCUGGACAAGUGCAUGGACCAUCAGCAGGGACAGGGAGUACCGCUGGCUCAUCUACACCAGCUUCUGAACCUUCACAUGCUUGUGGCGCAGGUGAAACAUUAGAUAAUAAUCCUAAUGCUGGUGUGAAGAGAUCAAAGGUAUGGGAUCACUAUGAUAUUUAUGAAAAUGGUGAGAGAGCGAAAUGUAAAUAUUGCAAAAAGGCUAAUUACAAGAUUGGUAAGAAAAAUUUGGAUGGUAAGAAACAUGGGACUUCUAAUCUCCAACAUCAUUUGGAUAAGUGUCAGAAGUAUAAGAAUGAAAUGAAUGAGGCUAGAGCUGACGGACAACAAACACUUGAAUUCCAGCCUUGCAAGCUUGGAGAGGAACCACAGUUGGUUGGGGUGUCUUUUUCUCAAGAUGCGUGCAGGAGAGCGCUGAUUAGAUUUAUCGUUACCGAUGAAAUGGCUUUUAGAAUUGUUGAAGGUGAAGGAUUUAUAGCUUUUUGUAAGUAUCUUGAGCCUCGAUUUAAGCUUCCAAGUCGUAUGACAAUAUACCGUGAUGUGUGCAAGCUGUUUUUGACAGAGAAGGCUAAUCUGAAAAGUUAUUUCAAAGCAAACAAGAUAAGAGUGUGCCUUACUACUGACACUUGGACGUCAUCGCAGAAUUACAAUUAUAUGGUAGUGACUGCGCAUUUCAUUGAUCAUCAUUGGAAACUACAUAAAAGAAUUAUCUGUUUUUGCUUGAUUGAUAGCCAUGAAGGUACAAAUAUUGGAGAGGCUUUGGCGAAAUGUUUGCUAGACUGGGGACUUGAAAAGGUUUUCACUGUGACGCUUGAUAAUGCGUCUGCAAAUAAAGUUGCUGUUGACUAUUUGAGGAAGAGAGUUCAGAGUUAG
Messenger RNA from Papaver somniferum (opium poppy), 1029 nucleotides. RefSeq names its product zinc finger BED domain-containing protein RICESLEEPER 2-like. Gene Ontology annotation, molecular function: DNA binding. The transcript is spliced from 2 exons. NCBI's taxonomy places the organism in Eukaryota, Viridiplantae, Streptophyta, Magnoliopsida, Ranunculales, Papaveraceae. The record is from RefSeq and is a predicted model, not a curated record. Bases 61 to 1029 code for a protein of 322 amino acids.